Messenger RNA from Clarias gariepinus (North African catfish), 1777 nucleotides. It is a transcript of the gene dnajb12b, whose product is annotated as DnaJ heat shock protein family (Hsp40) member B12b. Lineage: Eukaryota; Metazoa; Chordata; Actinopteri; Siluriformes; Clariidae. The record is from RefSeq and is a predicted model, not a curated record. Gene Ontology annotation, biological process: cellular response to misfolded protein. Gene Ontology annotation, cellular component: endoplasmic reticulum membrane. Gene Ontology annotation, molecular function: Hsp70 protein binding. Bases 69 to 1142 code for a protein of 357 amino acids. The transcript has 9 exons.
AGACGGCGCCGCCUGGAUAUGCUAAGUGUUUAUUUACUUAGCUAAUUUCUAAAGGUGUAUAGAGCGUAAUGGAAGUAAACAAGGAUGAAGCUGAACGGUGCAUCGAUAUCGCAAUCGAAGCGUUAAAGAGUGACGAUGUUGAUAAAGCGAAACGGUUUUUAGAGAAAGCACAGAGACUGUUUCCGACGGACAAGGCGGACGCAUUAUUGGAGUCUCUGCAGCAGAAUGGACACGCGCCCACUCACAGCGGUUCUGCAGGAGACAGCGAUGGUCAAGAGGAAAACCGGACUGGUGCUAAAAAUCACAGUGCUGCAGAGGAGAAGAGAUCCGAAUCAGCCAAAGCAUACACUACAGAACAAGUAGCUGCUGUGAAAAGGAUAAAACAAUGUAAAAACUACUACGAGAUUCUGGGGGUGCAGAAAGACGCAUCAGACGAUGAUCUCAAAAAGGCAUAUAGGAAACUGGCGCUGAAGUUUCACCCUGAUAAGAACCACGCACCUGGUGCAACAGAAGCCUUUAAAGCUAUCGGAAACGCGUACGCCGUCUUGUCCAACGUGGAGAAAAGGCGUCACUACGAUCAGUACGGCGAGGUGAAAAGCUGCGCUGCCACCCGACGGCGCUCAGAGCGAGACUUCCAGCCUGAUAUCUCCCCAGAGGAUCUGUUUAACAUGUUCUUCGGAGGAGGCUUUCCCUCUAGUCAUUUCAGCCAUCAGCGUGGCGCAAGAAGGGAAGAAAGAGGUGGUGGCCUGGGUUUUUUCAUCCAGAUCAUGCCCAUCCUCAUCCUUGUACUCGUGUCCACUCUUAGUCAGAUGAUGGUGACUGAACCUCCUUAUAGUCUCAGCUACAGACCUUCUGUAGGUCACACGCAGAAGCGGGUAACUGAGACCCUGCGCGUGCCGUACUACGUGAGCGAGCGCUUCAGUAAGGAGUACAGCGGCUUGAAUCUGAGGCAGGUGGAGCGCAGCGUAGAGGAUGACUACAUCUCCAAUCUCCGCAACAACUGCUGGAAGGAAAAACAACAAAAGGAGGGUUUGCUGUACCGUGCACGCUAUUUUGGUGACACUGACCUAUAUCAGAGAGCUCAGAAAAUGGCCACGCCCAGCUGCUCCAGACUGGCCGACGUUCAGACUUAUGUCCACUGAAAAACCAACAUGAUCAUGGAAGGUGUAAAAUUGCAUCUUCCAAAUAAAAUGGUGGCCAGUCGGUGACAUUCAGUCAAAGGAGAGAGAAUCUGGGUUUGUGUGUGUGUCAGUCAUCUGAGUUAAGGAAGAGGAAUUUGUGAAGGAAAGGAUUUCAGCCUUUUAUAGACCUGAGAUAUACCUCUGUUAAGAAAUCAUCUAAGCUUGUAUCUUUUUACGGAUGUGAAAUGCAUUUAAUUUCCUUCAGGCUGAAACUUGUGUAUUUUUUUUAUUUUAUUUCCUCUCUCUCUCUUUCUUCAUAUAGUUUUUAGAAAAUGAAAACUACGUAUUAAAUUAUUAAUUUAUAUAAUUGUACAUUUGAGAUUUAGCUAUGCAGGAUUUAAUUGAUUAGGUCACACAUUAAAGAAGCAUUAACAGUGAAUAAUUGUUAAAUAAGCACUCCAUACUUGAACCUUUUAUCUCUGUUACUAAAAUUUACACCAUUUCUGAAGUUAAAUAGUAUUUAUUCAAAGAUCAGGAUUUUUUUUAAGUAUGAUAUCACAUAUAUAUUUUAAAACUUUGCAAUGCUGACUAUCUGUAGCAGUGCUUCUCCUCAGAGAUGAUAACAGAACAAUAAAAUCUUUUGUGCCACUCUUCAA